UUUGUUUUGUCUGACACAGUGCAGGAAACAGAGAUGAGCCGGACAGGGUAUGGUCAGCUGAUAGCUAGUCUUUCACCCUUUCACCAUGUCAGGACGGUAGACUAUCUCUGGUAUAUUCAGGCACCAAGCAACACACUCAUCCAUCUUAAUGUAUUAGAUCUUCAAAUCGGUAACAGGACCACACUUGAAAUUCUUGAUGGCAUUUCUUCUGCAGCUGAACCUUUAGCCAGAUUUGAUGGUAAUGUCAGCUUGCCAGAGCCCAGAAGUUUUACAAGUUCACAGAGUUUCAUCUAUGCCAGAUGGAACGGGUCUGUGGAAGGGUGGAAUGAGGGGUGGAGUAGAGUACAUGUGGUGUUCACAGAGGCAACUCUAGCAGAUGCAGAAGGUAGUUGCCCCUUGGGUUUCUUCAGCUGCCCUUUUACUGGGAUUUGCCUGUCAAAGCGUGCUUUGUGUGACGGGCUCCCCCACUGUCAGCUUGGGGGUGAUGAGGAUGAAAUGCAUUGUCUUCAAGCUAACAGAGAGGGUGCCAGAAUGCUACGCAGGCGCCAGAGUGCGGAACCGAUUGAUCUAUCAGACUGCCAUUGUGAGAAUGGAGGUACAUGUAUGAAAGAUGAUGAACCCAAUAUAGAUGAGUAUAGAGAUCUUGGAUACUACUGCAUCUGUACUGAAGAAUACUCAGGAAUUAAAUGUGAACUCAUGGGCAUGGCCAAAAGACAUCACUUAGCAGCAGUAAUAGCCCGUUGUACGUGUAAGAAUGGGGGAACAUGUACUCCAACUAGCUCAGGAUUUGGCUUUGUGUGUUCCUGUUCACCGGGCUUCCGAGGUUAUGAUUGCAGUCACAAUGAUAGUAUUCCUAAUGGAUCGUCUUCCCCAGCGGAGUAUGGCAUAGCGAUGGGAGCUGCUGUUGUAGCUGUUCUACUCGUCAUGUUUGGUGUGGCUCUCUGUAUCUGUGUCAUCUUACAGUACUUGAGGCAGCAGAGAGAUGGGCCAGAGAGUCCAUACAGUCGGACGCUUAGCAGAGACGUUUACAGUGUGGAAGGGGUUGAUAUAGCAGGCUUACAAAUGGAGACAGUAGAGCCUAACGACUACAUACCUCCCACAUACAACCAGUGUAUGCACCCCUCCCCCAGUAGCCCUGAUGGGGACAUCUUCCUCACCCCUUCCCCGUCCAGCCAGUUCAGCGUGGGUUCACGAUGGAGACUACGCACACCCGAGAGCCCGCCCCCUACCUACGAUGCUAUCCUGGGAUUCUGCAAAGAAUGUAGUGAGUUAGCCCUGCGUAACAUGGCCAAACAGCAGCGUCGAGGGCAGCAUACCCCUCAGCUUCAGACUCCUAGCAGCGAUCAGUUUGACACCAUGAGUGGUAUCAGUAGUAACUACACCACAGGACCAAGCAGUGCAUAUAACACGGGUAACAAUACACCCAGUGGGCCCAUGCCAUUCUCGCCUCGUGCCUUGUUUAGGAGCGGGGCAGCAGGCCAAGGAGGUAUUUCCUCUCAAUCUCAAACUGAAAGUCCAUUAGAAGAGUUUGAACUGCGUAGAGUCCAAUCAACAUGACCCCAACCAUUCUUCUUUUGAAGGAGCUUUUUCAUCCCCUUCAAAUUUUGCAUCACCACAGGUUCUUUUCUACAUCAGAUACAUUCUUAUUUUGAAAGAGUAUGAGUAUUAUAUAGAUAACCAUCCUUGAUAUAGAUCAAGUAUGCUGAAUAGUCUUCCUAAUUCAGUUUGUUUAUUUAUUAUUAUUGAUAGAAUAUGUCAUCUAUCCUUAAUCAGAAGCGUACAGUGCAUAUACCAAAAAGAAAAAAGAAGAAGAAUCUAAAUGUGGUUGUCUGAUAUGAAAUAGUUACUGUAAUUGUAAGUAACUGGCACUGAACCCUUCUUUCGUCAGUCCAGGACUGGCAAGAUAGUUCCUUUUUUCCCACUAAUUGCCUGAAACGCUUGCCUGUAUCCUUGGAAAUGUAGAAGGGGUUCACAUGAAUCAAUUAUUGUAAAUAUUUGAAGGAAUCUUCUUAAUUACUGAAAUUAAUAUUUUGUAGAACAAAAGGUACAUAUUGCUGAUCUUCAGAAAAAGCGGUGCUACAUUCCUCAUAUUAGAGAUCAGCUGCAUGAUUUACAUAUGAAUGA
Strongylocentrotus purpuratus (purple sea urchin) is the source of this 2124-nucleotide messenger RNA. RefSeq lists its product as uncharacterized. Gene Ontology annotation, molecular function: protein binding. Bases 34 to 1557 code for a protein of 507 amino acids. NCBI's taxonomy places the organism in Eukaryota, Metazoa, Echinodermata, Echinoidea, Camarodonta, Strongylocentrotidae. The transcript is spliced from 7 exons. The record is from RefSeq and is a predicted model, not a curated record.